AUGGAUCCUCCCACGUUACUUCUGGCGCUGGCUGGCCGAUUUUCAUCCGAGAAAAUGGUUUGUCUCCCUGACGUUCAUGAAGAGUCCCAUCUCAGCUUUGCUAGUGAAGCACAAGUGACGUUGAUAAGGGCCCCAACAAUCAUAUUGGGCACCAACUUGAGAUGCCGAUUUGAUGGGCAGACAAGUGCCUCGUGGCGACCACUUCAGCAACCGAAUAAAACAGCACGCUCCUGCGCCCAGAUAACUCAUGACCCAAGGGAGGUAGAGGGGCAAGGUUUAUUUUCCAAGUUCAUGCGGCCUGCUGGCCCGCACAUUUCAAAAACGAAUGGGGCCCGUCCCGCCCGUGAUUACUCGACCAGACAACCAUAUAGAUUUGUGUGA
Histoplasma capsulatum G186AR is the source of this 381-nucleotide messenger RNA. RefSeq lists its product as uncharacterized. The record is from RefSeq and is a predicted model, not a curated record. The transcript is spliced from 2 exons. NCBI's taxonomy places the organism in Eukaryota, Fungi, Ascomycota, Eurotiomycetes, Onygenales, Ajellomycetaceae. The coding region runs from base 1 to 381 and encodes 126 amino acids.